Schistocerca americana (American grasshopper) is the source of this 828-nucleotide messenger RNA. Its product is annotated as zinc finger protein 586-like. Bases 1 to 828 code for a protein of 275 amino acids. Gene Ontology annotation, molecular function: DNA-binding transcription factor activity, RNA polymerase II-specific; RNA polymerase II cis-regulatory region sequence-specific DNA binding. The transcript has 4 exons. The record is from RefSeq and is a predicted model, not a curated record. Gene Ontology annotation, biological process: regulation of DNA-templated transcription. NCBI's taxonomy places the organism in Eukaryota, Metazoa, Arthropoda, Insecta, Orthoptera, Acrididae.
AUGUUCAUGGAUAAGUGGGAGACUGAUUUUCUUGCUAUCACUUUGUAUGGUUAUUUGUGCAAUUUCCUCAUAAUUAUUGUUACGGAUUUAGUAGAAAACAGCACGUCUAUGGACGGAAUUUGUCCAGAAAGUGCUUUUGCAGAGGUUGUGAUUUUAAGAGAGGAACCUAAAUGUUGUUAUUCAUUUUCUGUCAUUGCAGUUUCAUGUUCAACAGAGUCUACAAUUUGGAUGAAAGAAUCACUGGAUAUAUUAAAUGCUUCAGAAAGGACAAUAGAAUGUUGGUCACUACAAAAGGAUACUGGAGAUAACAGAGAAAUUGGAAAUGGAAGUGAUGAAUUUUCAUUCCAACAAUCAAGCAGCACUAGUGAACAACAUUUUCAUCAGAAAAAUAGGUUCAAGAGUUAUCAAGAUACACUUCAACAAGAUGAGCAAGAACAUUUUGUCAUCUUGGAAGCAAACACUCUUGUGCAUGCACCACAAUACACUGCUCAGAACUCCAACAACCAGGACUAUCAGGAAUCAUUUGAGUGUUCUCAGUGUAAUUCAAAGUUUCAGUCACAUUUGAGUUUAUCUGAGCAUCGUUGUUCUGAUGGUGGGAAAGUUUCAAAAGAAAUGCAAUCCUUAUGGUACCGUUGUCACCAGUGCAAUAGAUCCUAUGCAUUGAAAGGAAGCCUUGCAAGACACUUAAAAUUUGAAUGUGGUAGAGAUCCACAGUUUGAAUGCUCUUUUUGUCACCGAAGAACAAAACGAAAAAGCUCACUUGUGCAGCAUAUGUUUGUUAAACAUGGGGUUCGUUUUUCAAUUGAUAAAUCUUUGGAAAAUCUGUAA